This is a messenger RNA of Arachis stenosperma, 3088 nucleotides long. Its product is annotated as receptor protein kinase TMK1-like. Bases 89 to 2995 code for a protein of 968 amino acids. The record is from RefSeq and is a predicted model, not a curated record. The transcript is spliced from 2 exons. Gene Ontology annotation, molecular function: ATP binding; protein binding; protein kinase activity. Gene Ontology annotation, biological process: protein phosphorylation. Lineage: Eukaryota; Viridiplantae; Streptophyta; Magnoliopsida; Fabales; Fabaceae.
GGAGUCAGAAUUUGAUCUUUUCUCAUUCAUGGGGUUCUGAAUUUACUCAAAAAGUGUCAAACUUUGAUCACCGUUUCUCUCUAAAACCAUGGUUGGUGUUCAUCUUCAUCGGAUCAAAGCUUGUAACUUUCUCUCCUUCUUCUGCAUGAUGAUGAUGGUCACAGUGUGUUACGGUGCUACAGACCCAAAUGAUCUCAAAAUUCUGAAUGAUUUCAGAAAAGGAUUGCAAAAUCCCGAGCUUCUCAAAUGGCCAGAGAAUGGAGUAGGUGACCCAUGUGGCAAUCCUCCAUGGCCUUAUGUGUAUUGCAAUGGUGACAGGGUGACACAGAUUCAGUCAAAGAAUCUUGGUCUCAAAGGUUCACUCCCUCAGAAUUUGAACCAGCUCACAGAACUCCAGAAUUUGGGUCUCCAAAGGAACAAUCUCAGUGGGGUUUUACCAAGUUUCAAUGGAUUGUCCAAAUUGGAAUAUGCUUUCCUUGAUUACAAUGAAUUUGACACAAUCCCUUUUGAUUUCUUCAAAGGACUCACAAACAUAAGGAUCUUGUCUUUGGAAAUGAAUCCUUCUUUGAAUGCAACCACAGGGUGGUCUUUUCCUUUGGACUUGAAAGAAUCAUUGCAAUUAACCAAUCUCUCUUUUGUGCACUGUAAUUUGGUUGGACCAUUGCCUGAAUUUCUAGGCACAUUGCCUUCGCUUUUGAAUCUGAGGCUCUCAUACAACAGAAUCUCUGGUGGAAUCCCAAACAGUUUUGGCCAAUCUUCAAUUCAGGUUUUGUGGCUUAACAAUCAAGAAGGUGGUGGCAUGAGUGGUUCUAUUGAUGUUAUUGCCUCAAUGACUUUUCUUACACAGCUUUGGCUUAAUGGAAACAAGUUCAAUGGGGAAAUUCCAAACAACAUUGGGAAUUUAACUUCCUUGAAGGAGAUCAACCUCAAUGGAAACCAACUUGUUGGCUUGAUUCCUGAAUCAAUGGCAAACAUGGACCUUGAUCAAGUUGAUUUAAGCAAUAACAUGUUAAUGGGGCCAAUACCAAAGUUUAAGGCUGCUACACAAGUAUCUUAUGGUUCAAAUUUCUUUUGUCAGAGUAAGCCUGGGAUUCAAUGUGCACCUCAAGUUAAUGCACUCAUUGAUUUUCUCCAUGAUCUGAAUUACCCUUCAAUUCUGAGUUCUCAAUGGUUUGGUAAUGAUCCUUGUGGAGGGAACUGGAUUGGAUUGAGCUGCAAUCAGAACUCUGAGGUAUCUCUUAUCAAUUUGCCUAGGAGAAAUCUUAGUGGUACAUUGAGUCCUUCAAUUGCUAAGUUGAAUUCACUUGUUAAGAUUAUGCUUGCACAAAAUAACAUAAGUGGCCAAGUCCCUAGUAAUUUUACUGAAUUGAAAUCACUGAGUUUGUUGGAUUUGAGUUAUAACAAUUUUGAGCCUCCAUUGCCAAAGUUCAAUGAUGGUAUGAAGGUUGUUAUUGAUGGCAACCCUCUUUUAGCUGAUCAACAUGGAAAGAGUCCCUCGCCUAUUAGUAGUCCACAACCUUCACCCCCGAAUCCGGCAUCACCACGGCCUCUGCUCUCUCCGCCACCAAAACCAAAACCAACACCCUCGGAUAUGCCGCCUUCCCCUGCUCCGGUUCAAAGAUCAAAUGGCUCGAAAAGAUCAAAAUUGGUAGUAUUACUUGUUGGUGUUGGAAUCUUUACAUUUGUGGCUGUUUUGCUUGUUUCUCUAUUUGUAUGUUGUUUGAAGAAGAAAAAGGCUCCUAGCAGUCUUAAUCCUCACACUCAUGAUACAUAUAACCCAGAAACAAUGUUGAAAUUCGCAGUUUCGAGCUGUGAUGCCGAUACCAAGUCAACAAAGACAAGGUUAAGUUCUGUGAGUAACCUGAGUGGUGAAACAGAAAACACCCAUAUGAGUGAUUCUCGAAACCUUGUCAUAUCAGUACAAGUUCUACGCGAGGUGACGAAGGAUUUCGCAGCCGAAAAUGAGCUAGGGCGAGGCGGGUUUGGAACCGUUUACAAGGGAGAGCUAGGAGAUGGAACGAAGAUAGCAGUGAAGAGAAUGGAGAAUGGAGCUAUUAGGAGCAAGGGAGUGGACGAAUUUCAGGCGGAAAUAGGGGUUCUUUCGAAGGUGCGGCACCGGCAUUUGGUGUCGCUUCUAGGCCACGCAAUAGAAGGAAAUGAAAAACUGUUGGUUUAUGAGUAUAUGCCUUUAGGUGCUCUAAGCAAGCAUCUAUUUGAAUGGGAGAGAUUGAAAUUGGAGCCUCUGUGUUGGUCUCAGAGGCUUGUGAUAGCACUUGAUGUUGCAAGAGGAAUGGAGUACCUUCAUGGUUUCGCUCGCCAUACCUUCAUCCAUCGUGAUCUCAAGUCUUCCAACAUUCUACUUGCUCAUGAUUUUCGGGCAAAGGUUUCUGAUUUUGGUCUUGUCAAACUUGCCCCCGAUGGGAACAAGUCUGUGGCUACCAAGCUUGCCGGAACCUUCGGAUACCUCGCCCCUGAGUACGCAGUGAUGGGGAAAAUCACGACGAAAGUGGACGUGUUCAGUUACGGUGUGGUGUUAAUGGAACUUCUAACCGGACUAAUGGCUCUGGACGAGAACAGGCCAGAGGAGAACCGGUACUUAGUCGAAUGGUUCUGGCAAAUCAAAUCAAGCAAGGAAAAGCUUCUUGCCGCCAUAGAUCCUGCUCUCAAAGCCACUCAAGACAUUCUCGACAGCAUCUACAUUGUGGCGGAGCUGGCCGGACACUGCACCGCCAGGGAAGCAAACCACCGGCCGGACAUGAGCCAUGCAGUGAACGUGCUGUCGGCAUUGGUGGAGAAAUGGCAACCGGUUGACGAAGAAGUCAACGGUGGGUCGGGCGACAUUGACUACGGUCAACCGCUUUCGCAGAUGUUGAAGGUUUGGAAGGAAGCGGAAGGGAAAGAAUUGGGUUACACUAGUCUUGAAGAUAGUAAGGGAAGUAUUCCAGCUAAGCCUACUGGUUUUGCUGACUCAUUCACUUCUGCUGAUGCUAGAUGAAAAUUAUCCAUGCAAUUUUAUGCUUUUCUUGCUCUUUUUUUUAAUAUAUAAAUCUCUGUAAAUUUGACUUAUUAUAGAUAGUUAUAAUUUGGU